AUGAGCCUAUUUGGCCACAUGCGUGUCUACGAGAGCGCAACUGACCGCAGCCCCUACACACUUAGCACAUCCAGCACACCCAUCAUGCCUAGCACCGCCCACGCUCCGCCUCAAAGCGCGUUCAUCGCCACCAGCUCCAUUGCACUCAGCACACUCAGAACUCAGCAGUUUGCGACCAUGGUGGUCCUCUCCGGUCGAGGUCGCAUCGGUUUCUUUGCCGGUCACCUGACCCAAUUGCAGAAGGAGGUCUUCAUAGUGCAACCGACUCUCUUCACUGCCGUUCCGCAAGUUUUGGCGCGCAUAGAGUAG
Spirometra erinaceieuropaei is the source of this 309-nucleotide messenger RNA. Lineage: Eukaryota; Metazoa; Platyhelminthes; Cestoda; Diphyllobothriidea; Diphyllobothriidae. The record is from the annotation of a GenBank genome assembly.